Durio zibethinus is the source of this 1609-nucleotide messenger RNA. RefSeq names its product protein DETOXIFICATION 41-like. Gene Ontology annotation, biological process: xenobiotic detoxification by transmembrane export across the plasma membrane. Gene Ontology annotation, molecular function: xenobiotic transmembrane transporter activity; antiporter activity. NCBI's taxonomy places the organism in Eukaryota, Viridiplantae, Streptophyta, Magnoliopsida, Malvales, Malvaceae. The record is from RefSeq and is a predicted model, not a curated record. Gene Ontology annotation, cellular component: membrane.
GCGCAUGGGGUCAGUGGAGCGGCAGCCAUUGCUACAUAUUUCUGAGUUGUCGUCCGAUGGAAUUGAAGAGGUUUUGGGAAAUAGAGUGGCGGUUGAGGGAGUGGGAUGGUGGGCGAGGGUUGUAGCAUGGGAGUCAAGGCUUCUUUGGGGGCUGUCUGCGGCAUCUAUAAUUGUCUCCGUAUUCAAUUACAUGUUGAGUUUCGUGACCUUAAUGUUCUCCGGUCAUCUUGGCGCAUUGGAGCUGGCUGGAGCUUCUAUAGCUAGUGUGGGAAUUCAGGGUCUUGCUUACGGGAUUAUGUUGGGCAUGGCCAGCGCGGUGCAAACUGUGUGCGGCCAAGCUUACGGGGGUAGGAAAUACGCAGCCAUGGGGAUCAUUUGCCAAAGAGCAAUUGUGUUGCACUUAGGAGCCGCAGUUCUCCUCACAUUUGUGUACUGGCAUUCAGCUGCAAUCCUUCAAGCAAUUGGCCAAUCUAAAAGCAUAGCUAAGCAGGGGCAAGUCUUCGCUCGAGGUUUGAUCCCUCAACUUUACGCAUUUGCUUUGAGCUGUCCCAUGCAGAGGUUCCUCCAAGCUCAGAACAUAGUAAAUCCCCUGGCAAUUAUGUCUGUUGGGGUAUUCCUAUUGCACAUUCUUCUUACAUGGCUUGCCAUUAAUGUCUGGGGAUACGGCCUUCUUGGAGCAUCCCUGACUCUCAGUCUCUCCUGGUGGUUUCUUGUCAUUCUGAACGGGCUUUACAUUGUUCUAAGUCCUUCUUGCAAGGAAACUUGGACCGGCUUAUCCGUCAAGGCUUUUAAUGGAAUUUGGCCUUAUUUCAAGCUUACUGUGGCUUCUGCUGUUAUGCUUUGCUUGGAAAUAUGGUACAACCAAGGACUGGUGCUCAUAUCUGGUCUUCUUCCUAACCCUACAAUCUCACUGGACUCCAUUUCCAUUUGCAUGAAUUACUGGAACUGGGAUAUCUGCUUUGUUUUAGGCCUCAGCGCAGCAGCCAGUGUUCGAGUGAGUAAUGAGCUAGGAGCAGGUCAUCCAAGGCUUACCAGAUUUUCAGUUAUAGUGGUGAAUGCCGCAAGCAUUUCCAUUAGUAUAGUUUUCAGUGCAAUUGUUUUGAUAUUUCGAGUUGGAUUAAGUAAAGCUUUCACAAGCGAUGCCGAGGUCAUAAAUGCAGUUUCCAAUUUGACUCCACUGCUUGCCAUCUCCGUUUUCUUGAAUGGCGUUCAGCCCAUACUCUCAGGAGUGGCGAUUGGGAGUGGGUGGCAACAUAUUGUAGCUUAUGUCAACCUGACCACAUAUUAUAUUAUCGGUCUUCCAAUUGGAUGCCUCCUUGGCUUCAAAACUAGUUUAGGAGUGGCAGGUAUCUGGUGGGGGAUGAUUAUUGGGGUCCUUCUACAAACAGCAACUCUAAUCAUUCUCACUGUCAGAACAAACUGGAAUGAGGAGGUUGAAAAAGCUGCUGACCGCUUGAAGAAAUCAGCCACUGAGGAGAGAUUACAGUUGGUGACAAAUGUAUGAGAGACAUCUUUCUCCAAGAUUCCGUUGGGAUGUAUGCAUCCAUCAUUUAGAGAUAUUUCGUUAAUCACGUUUUACGUUUUGCUUCAUUAGGAUGAAAUUGUUCAA